UAUGUGUAAGGCAUGUGCAAAGUUUACACGAAGAUACUGAUAAUUAUUAUCAGAAUAUGAUACAAGCAUUUGUGGAAGAGGCUCUUAAUCUCUCACAGUUUCUGGAGAAAGUAGUUGUCGAUAAACAAUCACAAGAUUUAUUUAGUCCAAAUAAUACCGAUCGUAGCUCAACUUCAUUGCAAAACAUUGAUACAUUGGAUUUUAAUGAUUGGACGGACAUUAGAAUUUGGAGGGCUAUACAAGCUAGGUUUUGGGUUCAAGUUAUUAGCGAGCUGAGGCGAGGAGUAAAAUUGAAAAAAGUAGAAGCUAAUUUGGGUUCUCGCGUGUCUUCACGAGGAGAAAGAACUCUCCCGGACUACAAGCCGACACCAUAUGAGAUUUUGAUGGACGAUAUUAGAGAAAGACGAUAUCACCUCAGGAAAACGCCGCCUACGCCAUCAAGGAAGGACGCACACGCCAUUAUUCUUGAAUUUAUUCGAAGUCGACCACCUUUAAAAAAGGCCUCGGAGAGACGAUUACGACCAUUACAAAAAGAAAGUACUUUAAGAGAAUUACUCAUGGAAAGCAUAAAGAAGCCUCCAAAGCCCCUAAGAUCUUCUGGUUCAAGACAAAAUGCUCCAAAGAUUGAAGAAACAUCAAUUUGCAACACAAGUCGUGAGUCUCGCAUGAUAGUCCUCGGGGAGGUGCCACCUUCGCAGCCGGAGCAAGAGCAGGAGUCUGCGCAGGAUGUUGCAGCUCAAUGGUUGCAGUCGGAGGAUCAAAGGACAUUGGUAACUGGCGGCAGCGUUCUGGCGACAGCAAGCCGUAGGAGACAAGAUGUACCGCCGGUGCCGCAGCCACGGCAAAGGAUUGCCAAGGAAAGACCCAACAUCAGGGUCUUACCUUCCAAUAGGAAUCGUAAGUCACGUAGAAGACGCAUUACGGUUGCAGGUAAUCAUCUCAUUCAUCUCAUUGUCAGUGGGUAUGAACAAUAUUUUUAAGGGAUUGAUUUCAACAGAAAUGUUUAAUAUAUAGUCUAAUACAAUUAUAUUUAUCACCAAAUUUGUAUUAAAUAGUUUACGUGUAUUUUUUUGAAAGCAUUUAGAGAGUUUUUGGAACAAACAUUACACAGGGUGUUUCUUAAGUAAGUAGACAAAUUUGAAGGGGAUGUUUCUUGGCUUAUUUUAAGAAGAAAAGUUUUCUAUAAACAUGUUUUUUAGGUCCUAAACUGUUCUGUUUUUAAAAUACAGGGUGUCAAAGAUGCACGCUCCUGGUGGAUCUAAAAAUGUUUUAUUAGUACUAGAAAAUGGUUCUUAAUAACACAUGUACGCACACCAAAUUUGAAUAAAAUAUUUUUAAACGUUUUCCAGAUUUUUGAAAUUUUUAUACUUUCUUUCCACAACUUUAACAUCCUGUAUUUAGAAAACGAAGCAGUUUAGAGAACUCAUGUGUAUAAGACCUUUUCUUCUUAAAAUGUUGAAGUCAAGGAAUAUCUCCUUCAAGUUUGUCUACUUACUUAGGAAACACCCUGUAUAAAUACAGUUAAUUGCGUGUAUCUUUUGAAAUAAUCGCUUAUAUCUAUUGAAAAAUCAUAUAUAGCGAAAUAAAUGCUUGAUAAAUAUUCGUACAUUUUUUUUCU
This is a messenger RNA of Temnothorax curvispinosus, 1618 nucleotides long. Its product is annotated as protein spire-like. NCBI's taxonomy places the organism in Eukaryota, Metazoa, Arthropoda, Insecta, Hymenoptera, Formicidae. Gene Ontology annotation, cellular component: cytoplasmic vesicle membrane; cell cortex. Gene Ontology annotation, biological process: establishment of meiotic spindle localization; intracellular transport; actin nucleation. The record is from RefSeq and is a predicted model, not a curated record. Bases 57 to 980 code for a protein of 307 amino acids. The transcript has 5 exons. Gene Ontology annotation, molecular function: actin binding.